Messenger RNA from Rhipicephalus microplus (southern cattle tick), 415 nucleotides. Its product is annotated as piggyBac transposable element-derived protein 4-like. The record is from RefSeq and is a predicted model, not a curated record. Lineage: Eukaryota; Metazoa; Arthropoda; Arachnida; Ixodida; Ixodidae.
AUGCUUGGAGUAGACAGGUCAGACGAGCUCAUCGCAUCGUACAAUGUGUUGAUGAAGUGCGUCAGGUGGUGGAAAACUUUGUUCUUCCACUGCAUCGACAUCGCUGUUGUGAACAGUUUUAUUCUUUUUGAGGCCCAUAGGAGAGAGCACCCCGAAAUUCCAGAACUGCACCGAGCGCCUCGUUACGACCAGCUUGCCUUCCGAAUGGAGCUUGUGAAGCAGCUACUGGAAAUUGAAGCCACAGGUUUUGGCAGCACCCCUCCCCCUCGAGAGUCUGCGCACAAGCCAAAAGUGAUGGAAACUAGGCGCAACUGCAAGCUCUGCUAUGCGAGCCGCAAGGUUGAGCACAAGACGAGCGUCUUUUGUGAAACGUGUGGCGUUUACUUGUGCUUCAUCGCGACCAGAGACUGUUUUG